Messenger RNA from Neltuma alba, 568 nucleotides. RefSeq names its product protein LURP-one-related 4-like. The coding region runs from base 21 to 560 and encodes 179 amino acids. The transcript is spliced from 3 exons. NCBI's taxonomy places the organism in Eukaryota, Viridiplantae, Streptophyta, Magnoliopsida, Fabales, Fabaceae. The record is from RefSeq and is a predicted model, not a curated record.
AACCCAAUUUUGAUGGGAGCAUGAUGAGCAGCAAAAGAGAAACAUACACGGUGUGGAUGAAAUCACUUGUGUUCCACUCUAAUGGCUGCACCGUCUACAACUCCAACGGUGAUAUCGUUUAUCGGGUCGAUAAUUAUGACACCAAGGGCACCAGAGAAGUCAACCUCAUGGAUCUCCAAGGCACAGUCCUCUGUACCAUACAUAAGAGAAAACUGCGGUUUGGAUGUUGGGAAGGGUUCAGAAGCAGCAGCAGAAGGAAGGAGAAGAGAUGGUUCCAGGUGAAAAGAUGCCAGAAAAUGAUGAUGAAGGGGAAAGCAGAAUGCGAAAUGAGAGUAGGGAGCCAAAAGUACUGGAUAGUUGGAAUGGGAAAAACCAAGGCAGCGUUCGGGAUAAUAAACAUAGAUCGACAGAUUGUUGCAGAGGUAAAGCAGAAGGAAUCGUGGUUAUCAGGAGUAGUGCUGGGCGAUGAUGUGGUAACGUUGGAAGUGGAUGCCAAUACGGAUCAUUCACUCAUGAUGGCCUUUGUCACGGUGUACGGAUUAAUGCGAGGCAGAAUGUAGAUUACAUA